CACACAAGCAUCACUCAGUGGGUUCCAGUAUGCAGCCGAUUGGUACCUGUGUCUCCUACCCAAGGACAGCGGGGCAGGAUACUGUCUGGCACUUCCAAGUGGCCCCAGAUGAGCCAGUCCCUAGCAUGGGGAUCACAGCAGAUUCCUGGAAUAGACAUACAGCUGAGUAGAAAAUAUCACACCACAAACAAGCUUCUUAUUACUAGGGAUUCCCCACAGCCUGUUGAGGAGAAGGUUGGUAUCCUCACGAAGAUCGUUGAAGCCCUGGGAUUCACUGGACCUUUGAAAUACAGGUGUCAGAUUCCUGAUACAUUCAAUUCAUGGUUUCUUAUAACCCUUCUUCAUGUCUGGAUGUGUCUAGUCCGAAUGAAGCAGGAAGGCCGGAGUGGGAAAUACAUGUGUCGUAUCAUAGUUCAUUUUAUGUGGGAGGAUGUUGAGCAGCGUGGCAAAGUCAUGGGGGUUAAUCCCUAUAUCCUGAAGAAGAACAUGGUCCUCAUGACCAAUAGCUUCUAUGCUGCAAUCUUGGGAUAUGAUGAGGGCCUCCUUUCAGAUGAUCGUGGACUAGCUGCUGCUCUAUGGAGAACUUUCUUCAACCAGAAAUGUGAAGACCCUCGACAGCUUGAAUUGCUGGUGGAAUAUGUGAGGAAACAGAUUCAGUACUUGGACUCCAUGAGUGGUGAGGAUCUGCUUCUGACAGGGGAGGUGAGCUGGCGCCCUCUAGUGGAGAAGAAUCCUCAGAGCGUCCUGAAGCCCCAUUCCCCAGUUUAUAACGACGAGGGUCUUUGAUGGCUGGUCCCUCCAAACAGCUGGCCAACUUGCUUGAGGAACCACCAAGAGGGAAAUGCCUGUUUUGCCCAGGACCCAGCAGAAAAUAGCCUGAACUGACCUUUGAACAGCAUCUUCAACUACCUGGCCCCAUUGUGUUGAUUUUCCUUAGUGUGUCCAGGAGUCUGAUCUGAUGGGGUACAGUGCUGAGAGAAUCUCUUGCUCCUCUGGGGCAUCCUCUCCAUUACAGAAGCACUGAGCAAAAGCUCUCCAGCACACGCUCUCGAAGGCCCCUCUAGCAACUCUGUGUGAUUGACAGCUUCUCCCAAAAUCCUGGGAAAGGAUGGGGGUAGGUAAGAAAAGGGAGAUCCCCACCAAGGGCCUCUUGUGGCCUAGGGGAAGUUUGUGAUACUGCUGAGUCAAAACGGGUAACCACACUUCUGUCCCCUGGGUUGAGCCAUGAGGGGGAGUUGACCAUUAAAAGAAACAGAGACUUGUCUCUGC
This is a messenger RNA of Orycteropus afer afer, 1269 nucleotides long. Lineage: Eukaryota; Metazoa; Chordata; Mammalia; Tubulidentata; Orycteropodidae. The record is from RefSeq and is a predicted model, not a curated record.